Messenger RNA from Arachis duranensis, 2119 nucleotides. Its product is annotated as L-type lectin-domain containing receptor kinase S.4-like. Gene Ontology annotation, biological process: protein phosphorylation. The coding region runs from base 59 to 2119 and encodes 686 amino acids. The transcript is spliced from 2 exons. Gene Ontology annotation, cellular component: plasma membrane. Lineage: Eukaryota; Viridiplantae; Streptophyta; Magnoliopsida; Fabales; Fabaceae. The record is from RefSeq and is a predicted model, not a curated record. Gene Ontology annotation, molecular function: protein kinase activity; carbohydrate binding; ATP binding.
UCUGUUUAUUCUUCAUUCUUCAAAAUCCUUGUGAUCUUUGUUUUCUAAACAUUUUUCCAUGAUGGGCACCUUGCUCCAACUCUACCCUUUUCUCUUCCUAUUCCUAUUCCUUCCAAUCCUAAACACAGUUUUAUCACAACCUCAACAACUCUUUUAUUCUGGAUUCAAUCAUAUUCCUGGAACCAACUUAUCCCUGACUGGAAUAGCGAAAAUUGAUGACAAAAAUGGAAUCUUGAAGCUCACAAACGAAACAAGUAGAUUAAUUGGGCAUGCCUUUUACCCAAUCCCAUUUCAGUUCAAGAAUAACAAUGGCAGCAGAACCUUCUCAUUCUCUUCAUCAUUUGCAAUUGCCAUUGUUCCUGAGUAUCCAAAGCUUGGUGGCCAUGGCUUGGCUUUCACCAUUUCAGCUUCCAUGGAUACUCUCAACCAUGCACUUCCAAGCCAGUAUCUUGGCCUACUCAACUCAACCAACAUUGGAAACUUCUCCAACCACCUUUUUGCCGUCGAAUUCGACACUGUCCAGGACUUCGAAUUCGGCGACAUAAAUGAUAACCAUGUUGGUAUAAACAUCAACAACUUGGUUUCCAAUGUUUCUUGUAAUGCAAGUUACUACGCCGAAGGCGAAGGCGAAGGAAAACUUGAAAAUCUAAACCUUAAGGGUGGUAAACCACUCAUGGUUUGGGUUGAUUAUGAUUCUGUUAAGAGUUUGAUAAGUGUUACACUCUCUCCUUCUUCUACAAAACCAAAGAAACCAACUUUGUCAUAUUCAUUGGACCUCUCACCAAUCUUUCAUGAGAGAAUGUAUGUUGGAUUCUCUGCUUCAACGGGUUUGCUUGCAAGCUCCCAUUAUGUCUUGGGUUGGAGCUUCAAGAUCAAUGGAACUGCUCCAACACUUGAUCUCGAUUCGCUUCCGAAGCUUCCGGGUCCCAAGAAGAAGCAAACUCCCAUGGUUGUUGGGGUUUCAGUUGCUACUUCAUUCAUUGCUCUGUUUUCUCUGUUUCUUGGAUUUUACUUGUUCUGGAAAAUCAAGAAUGCUGAUGUUAUUGAGCCAUGGGAGCUUGAGAUUGGGCCUCACAGAUACUCAUAUAAAGAGCUCAAGAAAGCUACAAAGGGUUUCAAGGACAAGGGGCUACUUGGUCAAGGAGGAUUCGGCAGAGUUUACAAAGGAACUCUGCCGAAUUCCAAGAACCAAGUAGCUGUGAAGAGAGUAUCACAUGAGUCAAAACAAGGUCUUAGAGAAUUUGUGUCAGAAAUCGCCAGCAUCGGCCGGCUUCGCCACCGGAACUUGGUCCAAUUGCUCGGCUGGUGCCGCCGCCGUGGCGACCUCCUACUUGUGUAUGAUUUCAUGGAAAAUGGUAGCCUAGACAAGUACUUAUUCGACGAGCCGAAAACCAUCCUAAGAUGGCAAGAAAGGUUCAAGAUCAUAAAGGAUGUUGCUUCAGCACUUUUAUAUCUCCAUGAAGGAUAUGAACAAGUGGUGAUUCAUAGAGAUGUUAAAGCUAGUAAUGUUCUUUUAGAUAGUGAAAUGAAUGGAAGGCUUGGAGAUUUUGGUUUAGCAAGAUUGUAUGAACAUGGUGGUCAUCCUAGCACAACAAGGGUGGUUGGAACAUUAGGUUAUUUGGCACCUGAGUUGCCAAGAACAGGAAAAGCCACUCCUAGCACUGAUGUUUAUGCAUUUGGUGCAUUAAUGCUUGAAGUGGCAUGUGGGGUUAGGCCUGUUGAUCCAAGAAAGGCACAACAUGAGGAUUUGGUUUUGGUGGAUUGGGUUUGGAAGAUGUACAAAGAAGGGAAGCUACUUGAUGUUGUGGACCCAAAUUUGAAUGGUGAUUUUGAUGAGAGGGAGAUUGUUAUGGUUCUCAAAUUAGGCCUAAUGUGUUCAAAUGGUGCACCAAAUUCUAGGCCUAGCAUGAGGCAAGUGACUAGGUAUUUGGAUGGAGAAAAUUUGUUGCCUGAUUCAUUGAUGAAGCCUCAUCAUAAUAACCAAGAGGGUUUUGAUGAGUUCUUGAAUCCAUUUGGGUCUUCUUUUAAUAGUUCAGAUAAUAUUGGCAUGUAUGCUAGUUUUCCUUCAUUCACUAAUUCCCCUGUUUUUACUCCUAUUGGUAGGAGAGAAACAAGUUGA